Messenger RNA from Stegastes partitus (bicolor damselfish), 2193 nucleotides. RefSeq names its product NMDA receptor synaptonuclear signaling and neuronal migration factor a (gene nsmfa). Gene Ontology annotation, biological process: regulation of neuronal synaptic plasticity; regulation of neuron migration. The record is from RefSeq and is a predicted model, not a curated record. The transcript has 14 exons. Bases 118 to 1899 code for a protein of 593 amino acids. NCBI's taxonomy places the organism in Eukaryota, Metazoa, Chordata, Actinopteri, Pomacentridae.
UGUGCGUAUUUUCUUUUUUUUUCUUCCUUUUUUUAUACCGUUUUCCUCAUCCCUCCAUCCAUCCAUCCGAGGCUUUGGAAUGAACUGUCUCCCUGCCUGCGUCGUUUCCAUGUCAGCAUGGGAACUGCCGUGUCCAAGAGGAAGAAUUUAAGAAACGAUGCGAUAUCUUCUGUGGCAGCAAAAGUUAGAGCAGCACGAGCAUUUGGAGAGUACCUGUCCCACACACACCCUGAAAACCGAAACGGAUCAGCUCAUCUCCUGUGUGAAACCUUGGUGGGUCCUGACCCGGAGACGCAAAGUGACACGAUUGGUCCCGACAACAACAACCACCUCCAUCCCUGCUCCAACACAAAGGGCUGUAAAGACAAACCGGAGCCCAGCCUCGUGAAGCAGCCGCUGGGCUUGCUCCAGCCCCCUCCCCCUUCCAUCACCAUUUCUACCAAGCCACCGCGGCUGUCCCUCGAACGCAGCUUCUCAGCAGAAGAAGACCAGCAGAAGAGUGUGGAGUGCACCCUGCAGCCCGCCCGCGUGUACACCAUCACCACCCAGCACGGUAUGCUGAUGAGCAGCGGCCGGGGCAGCAAGGAGAGCUUAGAACUGGACGUCCUAAAGGAGAAGUCGGGGAGUGGCGGGGUGGGAUCUAGAGGUGGCUCGGUCCAGCCCUCCACUUCCCCUUCCUCCACCUCAUCAUCUCCAACGCAAUACCACCGAGCCAGCAGCGGCCGUGGCACCAGCAGCAGCAGCAGCAGCCACCAUCACAGCAACCACCACCGCUCGAAUGCGCAGUCCGGCGGCGGAGGAGGCAGCAGCGGGGCGAGCGGAAGCAGCAACCAGCAGCAGCUAACCGUUGCAGGGUCCCACUCCCAUCAUGGAGCGCACCACCACGGCCACCACCACCAUCACCUGUCCCAGCCCCCGCUGCAGACCUCCGUCAGCGCCCACAACAUCCGCAGCUGGGGCGAGGGCGGGAAAGGCGAGGCGGAGUGCAGCGGGCUGGCUUGCGACUCGUGCAGCGGCGCUCCGUCUCGCAGCCAGGGCUCGCUGGACCUGGAGAGCGCGUCCCGAGAGGCAGGCAAGCAGCACCGACGCCUAGAGCGGAUGUGGAGUGUGGACCGGGUGACUGGGCUGGAGAGAGAAGACACUAACUGGUUCCCAAAGGAAAACAUGUUCAGCUUUCAAACUGCCACAACAACCAUGCAGGCGAACUUCCGGAAGCAUCUUCGGAUGGUGGGCAGCAGAAGGAUUAAAGCACAGACGUUCGCUGAGCGUAGAUCGAAGAGUUUCAGCCGUUCCUGGAGCGAUCCCACCCCUGUCAAGACUGACGCUCCUCAUGAACCCAAAGACAAUCCAAGACUGAUCUCCUCCAAGGUCCCCAAGGCGGAGUACGUUCCCACCAUAAUCCGCAGGGAUGACCCUUCCAUCAUCCCCAUCCUCUAUGACCACGAACACGCAACUUUUGAUGAUAUUCUUGAGGAAAUAGAGAAGAAGCUCACGGCUUACAGGAGAGGAAGCAAGUUCUGGAGGAUGCUCAUCUUUUGUCAGGGAGGCCCCGGUCAUCUGUAUUUACUGAAGAACAAAGUGGCGACCUUCGCUAAGGUGGAGAAGGAGGAGGACAUGAGCCAAUUCUGGAAGAGACUCAGUCGCUUCAUGAGUAAAGUCAACCCGGAACCAAACCUGAUCCACAUAAUGGGAUGCUAUGUCCUGGGCAACCCCAAUGGAGAGAAGCUGUUCCAGAAACUGAAGAAUCUGAUGAGGCCUUAUUCUGUCGAGUUCGAGUCACCGCUGGAGCUGUCUGCGCAAGGCAAAGAGAUGAUUGAGAUGUACUUCGACUUCCGCCUGUACCGCCUUUGGAAAACACGCCAACACUCCAAACUCUUGGACUAUGAGGAUUUUUUGUGACAAAGGCAGCGGGAUGACGGACGCAGCGGAGCCCUCCAGUGCCACGAGGAAACCUGUUAGCGCUGAUCCAGUGACUGAACAUUGCUCAACUGUAGUGCUCGGCCCUUCAACUCAAUAUAAAACGGUCACACCUGCUUUCAUCCUGGAGAGGGCUGGAAGAAGGAGGAAAGGCAAUAGCAGAACAAAAAGAGGCUGAAGAUGAAGUAAAAUGACGCUGUGCCUCUGCUCUUCCUCGUUUCCAGAGUGAAGGUCACGGACUAACAACGACAACAACAAAAGAAAAAAAAACGGCCA